Molecule: messenger RNA, 1566 nt
Organism: Fusarium falciforme
Lineage: Eukaryota; Fungi; Ascomycota; Sordariomycetes; Hypocreales; Nectriaceae
Exons: 4
Coding region: 1-1566 (521 amino acids)
Biological process (GO): regulation of DNA-templated transcription
Molecular function (GO): DNA-binding transcription factor activity
Source: RefSeq, a predicted model, not a curated record
AUGACCGUAGACGAGACGCUUGGCAGCAUGGAAAUGGCGAAGCUGCGACGGGAGAGGAAACGCCAGACAGACAGAAAUGCACAAAGAGAGCAUCGAAAACGCCAAAAGCAGUACAUCGAGGAGCUCAAGGCUCAGAUCGCCCUUCUCAAAUCGCCCGGCCCGUCCGAAACGUCCCAACUCGCCACUCAGAACAUCAGGCUGCGGGAGGAGCUCAAACAAAUGCAUAGCCUCUGGGACGAAAUGGAAACCAUCCUUCAGCGCCAACGCGAACUCAGACAGCAGUCGAUUGUCAGUCCGUCUCACGGCUGCGGGAACCCCAACGACGACGUAGAUCGAGACAACGAUCCCAACUCCCAAGCCUUUAUCGCGGACUCUUUACAUACUGAAAAUGGCCUCUCAAAUCAUUUUGCGCCUCACCAAGAGCCGAAUAUGACCCACGAGGCCUCGGAACCGAUUGGACUUUCUGGGCUGGAAGACUUCAUGCUGCACGAGCCUCCAACGGCGAGCCAUAUGCCUGAGACCUUGUGUCAAGAUACUGGCCUGGAUUUAGACACCAACUUUGACAUGCUCGCAACAAAUGACGACUCAAUCGAUAGAAUACUCAUCGGUGAAAGCCAUCUAUUUGACGAGAGUCACACAGGCAAUAUUUCCAUGACAGAAUCUUCGCGGACCGCCCAAAUCAGCCCAGGAAACAAUCGACAACAAUCUUCAAGUGCUUUGGACCAAGUAUCGACCAUCACGGUCCAGACUAACUAUUCCCGAUCUCAUGGUGAAACUUGCGCAUUGACACAGAAUCCGAGGAAGUCGAAGCGCGCUACAGAUGUCACGCCGUGUGAACAAGAUCAAACAUCGUGGGAACACUAUGCAACUCCUCGUCAACCCGACACCUUGGAUGGGUUCAUGGAGCUGUUUGGAGCUUACGUGGAGCAUUGCAUACCCGCACUCGGCCCGACGAUAUGGUCCAUCGAUGGGGAACCUCAGACUCCUAUGCUUCUCUCCCCACCAUCGCCCAGAGACCAACCCCUUCACAACAUGAUCGAGCGUGCCAGCAAGAACCCAGUCGCUAUAGGGCCACCAACGCUUGUUGACUUCUUAUUUGAUAACCCGACAAAUACCCUGUCGGUUGACCUAAAGAAAUAUCUGGCACCAGUGCAGAAAGUGCGGCGCACCUCCGAAUUCCUCGCAACUUAUUGGGUGCUGUACCUGUUUCUGAGAAUUCUCCGGACUGACGAGGCCUACCAAAGUCUUCCUCCGUGGUUCCGUCCAACACCUCUUCAGCGUACCAUUCUCCAUCCAGUUACGGCAGAUCUCAUAGCAUGGCCCGAAAUUCGCGAAGGUCUUAUCCACAUGUCUCUCGAAGAUUCAGAGGCCUUACAGGAGGUUUCCGCCGACGUGGGAAAGUAUCUCACAGUUGAUAUUUCGGUGGCAGAACAUGAUCUACUGAAUGACCCCCAGCAAAUCGCUUCUCAGAUCUUGAACCUCGCUAACUGGACGCUGGACACGAAAUUCUUCGACCAGUACCCCCAGUGGAACGGUAUUGCUCGCGCUAGACGAAGUAGUGUAUGA